AUGAAUUACAUUAUAGGAAUGUCAGUCACAUAAAAACAUUAAAUAUCAAUCUAAGAAAAUCUAGCUUAUGCAGCAGGUUCAAUAGUAGUAUAUUACUCAUACAAAGAAAAUUAAUAAGAAAAAUAUUUGAUUGGGAAAGCUUAAGUACAUGCCAUCCUUAUAUCAAGAGAUGGUACUCAUGUGUUUACAGGAGAGUAAGCAACUAAGAAUCCUGCAGUUAAUAUAUUUAAAUUGACAGAUGAACGAGAGAUUAAUAUUAGUUAAUAAUUAAAAGGACAUAAAUUUGGAAUUACCUAAAUAGUAGAAUCUCCUGUUAAACCUUAUUUGGUGUCUUUAGGUUCUGAACCUGAUAAAGGUUUAUUUGUCUGGGAUUGGACCUAGGGUAUUAAAUUAACAGUGAACAAAUUAUCAAAACCUGUUAAUACAAUAAGAUUUAAUGAUAACGGAAGACUCUUGAUAAGUGCUGGUUAAGGACAUUUAAAAUAUUGGUAAUUUAAAAAUGAUGGAAGUAUUAUUGCAUAUGAUAAUAUGAUGGAUCCUAAACCAUUCCAAUUGAAUGAACAGUUCAUGUAUAAAAACUUUAUUGAUAUUCACGUUACUCAAUAUUCAGUUUUUGCAUUAACAUUUGAUUCAUUAAUUACUGUAUUUUCUUUACAAACUAAAUAAUUCGAAAAAUGGAUGGAUCUUAAAGCUACUAAUUCUUAUUCCUUAACAAGUCAUUCUAAUUAUCUUAUCACAGGUUGUUCUGAUGCAAUAAUAAGAAUUUUUAAUUUGAAUAUGUAACAUAUAGUAACACUUUCAAAACCUCCUAAUCUUGGAAAUUAUAAUAUAGAGAAAGGAGUCACAAAACUCAAAGUUUAAGGUGAUCAAUUUGCAGAUUGUUUAGCUGUCUAAAUCUAUUAAAAUUAUUUAGUUGCUGCAUAUAGUGAUCGAACUAUGUUUUUAUGGGAUAUAGGUAAUUUUGAAAAGAUAGUAGUAAAACGCUCUUUUCUUAAUCAUAGUGCUAGCAUCAAUGACUUAUAAAUAAUGACCUAAUAAUCAUCAAUUGAAGCUACAUUCUUUGUUACAGCAUCCUCUGAUCAAACAUUAAGAAUAUGGCAUAUUUAUGAAGAAUAACCUCUGGGUCUUAGAAGAAAUGCUUAUUGUAAGUAUCUCUCAAAAAUUAUAUAUAUUGGAGAUCAAUAUCAACAUUUCAAAGCAAAUUAACAAGCAUAGCUAUAAAUUAGAUGUGUCAGAGUUUCCAAAGAUGGAAAUUAUUUAGCAUGUGGAGAUUCAGCUGGAAUUUUGAGAAUAUUCUCUACUUAAACUUUUACAUUGUAUAAGUAAAUUUAAGCUCAUGAUCAAGAUAUCACUACUCUUGAUUUCUCUGAAUAUAUUGAUUUACUUGCUACUGGAUCAAGAGAUCGUAUUAUUAAUGUUUAUGAUGACCAAUUCUAAAAAAUUGGAUCUCUUGAAGAUCAUACUAGUUCAGUUACUUGUGUUAAAUUUAGUAAAAAUAAACUUAUAAGCUGUGGAUUAGAUAAGGCCAUUAUAUUUAGAGAGUUUAAUGGAUAGAAAUUUAAAAUAUAUCAUUAAGAAUAAAUCUCUAAAAUAUAUUCGAUGGAUGUUAGUUUCAAUAAUUUGUAUAUUUGCUUAGAAAAAAAAAUAUCUAUCUAUGACAUACCAACUGGUAAGUUGAAAUAAUCUUUUGAAACUGAUGCUAAUUCAAAAAUUCUUCUUUAUAGUAAGGAUGAUUAGAAUUGUCUCCAAAUUGCUACAUAUUCUGAUAAGAAUAUCAAAAUAUAUAAUAAUAAAUUUGAAUUAAUCUAAAAAUUCUAGCAUGAUCAAUUAACAUCAAUGGGAUUUGCUAUGGAUAAUAAACAUUUCAUUACGGCUGGUCAUGAAGGUUGUAUAAUUAUUUGGAAAUUAAAUAAAGUAUUUAAAAAAAAGUAAUUGGGUCUAAUAGGAAAGAAAUUAAAGUAGGUUUUUGCUUAAUAAGAUUUAAAGAGCUCAAAAGAAUGGACUAUUAACAGUUUAUGGAUAGAAGAUGAAUUAAGAGGUUUCUUAAACAAUAAUAAAUAAUAGUAAUAAUAAUAAUAACAAUACCAAAGUUAAAAAUAAGAGGAAGAAUAAGUAGAAUUAUUCAAAUUUGAAUCAGAAAACGAAAUGGACCCAAAAUCUUCUAAAUAAGUAGAAAAUGCACUUUCUCCAUUGGGAAAUUCUUAAUUCAAUUAUAAAGAUUAAAAAUUUGAUAAGGAAGACAUAAAAACUAUACAAAAUCAAUUAUAAAUAGUUUAAAAUAACCUUAACAAAGUUAAUGAAAAAUAAUAAAUUAAAUAUUAGGUUCACAAUAACUAAGAAACAAUUUAAGAAGUUAAUCAACUUGAAGAAUAAAGCCAAUUAAAUUUCUUUUAUGAAAAAUCAUAAUAUUAACAAACUUCAAGAAGUUAAAGUGUAGAUAGUCAAGCAUAAAAAAAAAGAACAAGAGAUGAAAUUAAAUAAGAUAAAUUAAAACAAUUAAAUAAAAAGCAUGAGAUUUAAUAAUAAACUUUAGUAACUCAAGAAAGUUAAAUAGAUUAAACCCAAAGAGAUACUAUAUAAAUAGAAACAAAAAGGAAUGAAUAAGAUACAUAGAUAAUUAAUAGCUAAAUACAUUCUAAUCUUAAUUCUUAUACUGAUUAUUAAGCAUUGUAAAAUAAGUAGUUUAUUCCAACAGAGUCAAGCUUAUAAAUUAAUAAUAUUACUUAAACAAAAGAUCAUAUUAAAUAAAUUAUAGGUCCCAUAUCAAAAGAUUCUAUAAACUUGAAUAGUUCGUAUGCUUAUGAUUAAUAAUAUUAACAAUAAACAGUUGAUCCUACACAAUAAUAUGUAAAAAUUUCAAAUUAUUUUAGAUCUUUUAAUAAACUAAUUUAGCAAGAUGUCACAUUAGAUAAAUUUAAGUGGAAUUAUUAGAUUUAUCAAACUUAUUAAAUCAAAUAAAAGAUCAAUAAGUUAAAGAUACUGUAUUGAGGGAAAUAGAUGAUGAUUUGAAUAAUUUAUAAAAGUCUAUAUAAUUAAUCAGAAAAUAAGAACAAUAAGAACAAUAAACUAAUCGAAUUAUGGAGUAAUCUUAAGCACAAUUGAGUGAGGAAGACAUAAGUAAAAAAUUAUUUUUAAUAAAUAUUAGAAAAGAUAGUGAUUAAUUGCAGUAAAGAAGUGUUUGAAAAUUACUCAAAAGUCUUGUUAGAGUAAAUCAAGGGAAAAAAUAAAUGA
This is a messenger RNA of Paramecium sonneborni, 3231 nucleotides long. The record is from the annotation of a GenBank genome assembly. NCBI's taxonomy places the organism in Eukaryota, Ciliophora, Oligohymenophorea, Peniculida, Parameciidae.